GAUCGCAUUUGUGACGGAAAUAGAGGGGCUGUGUGAAGUUAAGCAGGAACAGGAUGCACUGCUGCAAAUCAUUUCCAUAAAAUUAACUAUUAUACGCAAUGACCCACUUUAAGGCACUUUUGAUUCCGUACUCUGAUCAUCUUGACAGGAUUCAACAAGAAUAACGAUUUCAUAUUUAACAGAAGACAAUGUCACUUUUACACGACCACGACCAUGGAGAAGAGUGCAUGUACUCAUUCAGCGUGCCAAUCAACGUUGGUCAUCACGAGCCAGAUUGCCCAAGUUACUUUGCACAUCCUCACAUGCAUUGUGACUGUGAUGACGAUGAUGAAGAAAGCGGCGAUGAUGGAAGCUCAGUCUUGUCCGAUUGCGAAUGUGAGAAUUGCGAAUUAAAAGCAGCAAAUCGUAUCAUGCGCUUACAUUCUAAUCAAACGGGCAAAGGGAACGGACAGACAAAGAAACAAUUUGAAGCUUUGCAAAUAUCGAUCAAGAAAUUCAUCGAUGAAGAAUCAAAAAAGCAAGCAAAUCAGAACUCAGCAAUGGAUCAAGUCGCACGACAAGAGAGUAAUGUGAAAUUACUUGAAGCCAAAUUAAAAAGUCAAGAAUUGGAACUUUGCAUUCUCAGACUGAAUGCCAAGGAGAUCACAUUCAAUUCUCAGAUGAUCAAAAAUGCCAUGAGACUCAGCAGUGCAGGCUUUCCACAUAGACCAACUACAGAGUCUAUGAAGAAGAAUGAACAGGACACACGUACGGUGAACGUUUAAGCAUUGCUCAGCAAAGAGCAAAAUCGGUGCCAUUUUCAUUCUCGACAAGGUUUCUGUAGAACACUUUUCUCGAUUCGCAAUAUCCGUUCCUAUUUUCUAUUGUGGUUUGUAUAAUGUUCCUUUUGACUUCCCUCAAGCCUGUAGUAUAUUUGUCAAUUUCGUUUCAAUCUGAUAUCUUUACGCAAUCACCCA
Molecule: messenger RNA, 956 nt
Organism: Meira miltonrushii
Lineage: Eukaryota; Fungi; Basidiomycota; Exobasidiomycetes; Exobasidiales; Brachybasidiaceae
Exons: 2
Coding region: 189-764 (191 amino acids)
Source: RefSeq, a predicted model, not a curated record